This is a messenger RNA of Schistocerca americana (American grasshopper), 1296 nucleotides long. Its product is annotated as hsp70-Hsp90 organizing protein 1-like. The coding region runs from base 274 to 999 and encodes 241 amino acids. Gene Ontology annotation, molecular function: Hsp90 protein binding. NCBI's taxonomy places the organism in Eukaryota, Metazoa, Arthropoda, Insecta, Orthoptera, Acrididae. The record is from RefSeq and is a predicted model, not a curated record. The transcript has 7 exons.
AGUGGCUAGAGAUCCGUAUACUGAAUAUUGGUGAAGUCCCUGAUAAAUGAGUAGUGGUAUAUGUUAUUUAGCAGUGUGUCGUGAAAAGUGAUAUUUACAUACUCACAUGUUAUUGCCAUUACGCAAAUUGAGGGUACUUCACGCUGAAGUUUUCCUUCUUUCAAGAAAUACGCCCAGGAAUCGCAAGCAAAGCGCAUUUUUGCCUGUGGAUUCGGCUUGCUCACUUCAGAGUAUUCAGACUACCCAUAUACAACACACGAACGAGAGUCCAUAAUGGACCAAAAGGAAGAGGCACAACAGCAUAAAGAGAAAGGAAAUGAUUGUGUGAAGGAAAAGAAAUACAUUGAAGCAGUAUUGCAUUACACAAAUGCAAUAAAGUUGGAUCCAUCUGACCAUACCUUUUACAGUAAUAGAUCUUUAGCUUUCCUCAAACAACAACAGUAUCCCCUAGCAAUGGAGGAUGCGAGACAGGCUAUAAAAUUGAAACCUGAUUGGCCCAAAGGUUACUUCCGUAAAGGUGAAAUUGAACUUGCCACAGGACACUAUACAGAAGCACUAUUGUCUUAUGGGUGUGCUUUAAGACUACAACCCCAUGAUAAAAGCAUUUUGGAUGCAAUCAGUAAAACAACAGAAAUGAGACAGAAAGAGAGGCAAGCUGACUUUCAGAUACCUUGGCUGGGAGCUGGAAUUGGUAUCAUUAUUGGUGUCGGAUUGGUCAUCGCAGAUUAUUUACUAACUGAUAAACCCUCAAUUAAACACCCAAUCUUGAUGGCUCUACUUACAAUUGCUGUGGCUAUGAUUGGCUAUGUUAUUGGAUGGGCAUACCGUUACCUAACGAAAUGCAGCCAGACUUCACUACUGGAACCACCUCCAGAUCUGUUCAGAGAUGGUGCAAAUCAAGAUAAUGAACAAGAAUCCCAGGAAAAUGGAAAGUCAGAACGGAGUCAUCGGUAUACAAAAGCUCAAGCUCGCCAACGAUUUAAGAAAGGAAGAAGUUGAAAAUUUACUGGAAUUACUUAUAAGUAAGUUCUAUGGAGUGAAGGAGACAAGUUAUCAACAAAUGAUGGGGCAUGGUAUGUCGAUUUAUCCUAGCUGAGGUGCUACUAAAAUUCAUAACGACUCAGGCAAAGUGUUCAUUUGGAUGUGGUUUGUGGUGUUAGAUUGAGCCUUGUGUAAUGCAAGGAGGAUAUUUAUUGAGAAGUAUUUAGUUAUUAAUAAAUUAUAGUUCCUUUUUAUCCUGUAUAACUGUUUUUGUUUACUAGUUUGACUCGAUGAAAUACAGACAUUUUCAUUGUC